Messenger RNA from Vavraia culicis subsp. floridensis, 234 nucleotides. RefSeq lists its product as uncharacterized. Gene Ontology annotation, cellular component: nucleus; cytoplasm. Lineage: Eukaryota; Fungi; Microsporidia; Pleistophoridae. The record is from RefSeq and is a predicted model, not a curated record. The transcript has a single exon. Bases 1 to 234 code for a protein of 77 amino acids. Gene Ontology annotation, molecular function: protein tag activity; ubiquitin protein ligase binding. Gene Ontology annotation, biological process: regulation of proteolysis; protein neddylation; modification-dependent protein catabolic process.
AUGAACAUAAAGAUCAAAUCGCUCAUAGGCGUAGAAAAGCAGAUAGAAAUUGAAGACAGUGCUACCGUACUAUCGCUGAAGCAGCAGAUAGAAAUGUUGGAGACAAUACCACCGGAACAGCAGAGACUGAUCUAUUCGGGAAAAAUAUUGACGGAGGAUGGAAAGGUGCUGAGCGACUACAAUGUUAACGAUGGGUGUGUGAUACAGAUGGUGCUGGCGCUGCGCGGUGGAUAA